AGAUUCGGGCUUCAAUGGCCCGAUGGCCUGACCCAACCCAAGAAAUGAAAUCACAGAUUUACGGUCAACCCACCGCUCUCCGAGAGUACAAGUGUCCAACCCAUAUAAGAACAGGAAAAUGGCCCAAACCAAAUCAGGAAAAUGGCGAUCUUUCCUGCUAAAUUACACCUUCAUCUCCUCCUAGCUUCCUUCAACAUCGUCUCCGUCUUCCUCCUCACCGCGGGAUCCGAGUCGGAAUCGGUCCUCGUUAACGACCUCCUGGCCCUCCAGUCUCAAUCGACGUCGGGAGUCAUCCACCUCGACGACAGCACAGUCUCCAGGUUCCUCGCCUCCACCACCGCUCCCCGCCCUUACUCCCUCCUCAUCUUCUUCGAUGCCGCCCAGCUCCAUGACAAAACAGAGCUCCGCCUCAAGGAGCUCCGCAAGGAAUUCGGCCUCCUUGCAUCCUCAUUUAUUGAAAACAACAACCGAUCCACCAAGCUCUUCUUCUGCGACAUCGAGUUCCGGGAGUCUCAGUCUUCGUUUCACCUCUUCGGUGUCAAGUCUUUCCCACACAUCGGUCUAGUAGGUGAGGCGGCUAGAUCCAUGAAAGAUGACUCAGAGCAGAUGGAUCAAAGCUAUUUCUCCCUGAUGGCUGAGUCCAUGGCUGAGUUUGUCGAGGCCAGAACUAAGCUUACCGUUGGCACGAUCCAUCGUCCGCCUAUUUUUUCUAAGCAACAGCUUACUGUGAUUGUCCCUAUCUUGUUGAUCUGGUCUCAGUUUAUGUUCAAGAAGAUCUUCACCAGAGAGACCCUGCUACUCGAUCCCAAGGCUUGGCUUGCUGGAGCAGUCUUUGUGUAUUUCUUUAGCGUCUCCGGUGCAAUGCAUAAUAUAAUCAGGAAUAUGCCGAUGUUUUUAGUGGACAGAAAUGAUCCUAGCAAGCUGAUUUUCUUCUACCAGGGGUCAGGGAUUCAGCUUGGAGCUGAGGGAUUUUUCAUCGGGUUUUUGUAUACUGUGGUAGGAUUGUUGCUAGCAUUUGUCACUCACUUUUUAGUUUGGGUGAAGGAUACCACUGUGAAACGUGUAGCAAUGAUUUUCGUGAUGCUCGUUUCUUUCUGGGCGGUGAAUAAGGUGAUUUCCUUGGAUAAUUGGAAGACGGGAUAUGUUGUCCAUGCAUUCUGGCCUUCUAAAUGGAAUUAAAGCCUCAUCAACCAGCGACAACAAUGAAGUGAUGAGCUAUUUUUGAAUUGAAUAUUUUAGUUGAGAAUCAGCACUGAAUUUGUUGGAUGUUAAAAUUUCAACUUUUGUUGCACAUAUUUUGGCCUGAUGAAAUUUUUGUUACUUGACAAAGGCCGAUUUUGCUUUAAAUCCAUGUCCUGUAAGAUUUUCUGAAAUUGAUUUUAUUG
Messenger RNA from Rubroshorea leprosula, 1385 nucleotides. The record is from the annotation of a GenBank genome assembly. Lineage: Eukaryota; Viridiplantae; Streptophyta; Magnoliopsida; Malvales; Dipterocarpaceae.